AUGUCGCAUGGAAGAGUUGUGCCGUGGAAGGAUGAGAAAGAGUUGGACGAAUUGAAGCAAUGGUUUUAUAGUGUCAGUGACGGUAAUGAUCUCAGGUUGAAGGCUAUUAGCCGAGUGAAGAGUUAUAAAUUGAAAGGUUCUCAGUACUUGCCACAUGUUAUUGACUCGACCGCGCAAUUGACAAGUGCUAUUCUUGCAGAUGAGAAGCAUGGUGGCUCUGAUGACUUAUUUGACAAGAUGAAUAUACGUAUGACGUACACAAUGGCAAUGAUCCGGUUUGUGAAUGGUGUGUUAGAUCCUUCGCAACAGACACAAUUUGCCAUUCCAUUGCAUACCAUAGCAAGAAAUGUGGGUCUGCCGUCUUGGUUUGUUGACCUAAGGCAUUGGGGUACGCAUGAGAGAGAUCUGCCAAACAUUGAUAUGCUUCGCAUGGCAGCAAAGGAUGCUCUGCAGUGGUUGUGGAAAAAUUAUUGGGAUAACGAUGAGCUUGAUGACUCACUGAAUGAGGAUGAUGCUCUGGAUGAAGAGACGAUAAGACAGCAAGAAUAUUUGGAUCGGUUGAGAUUAAAAAUUGAGCUAUGGAAAAAUAACAAUACCGAGCUAAGAGAUAACUGUAAUAUUUGGCUCGAAGAGAAAAAUAGUAUUAUUAGCAGUGAUAAUUUUGUAGUUGAUGAUGGUGGAAAAACUAAUUCCAGUAAAGCUGAUCAACUGGUAAAAUUUAUUGAUGAAACGAUAACGGAAGUAAAAUAUCUCUGGAAAGUUAUACGUGAUAAGAAUCUAUUCAUGAGGACUUUUCUUAAAUUUUAUGAUGACCUAUUUUUGAGCUUGUUAGUACGUAAGUUGCCUGGCUUUGACUUGGAAUUAAUUAAAUGGAUGUUUUCAGCGUAUACGGUUCUGUACCAAGAUGGUAAUUUAGAACUGAAACAAGAUUUGUAUGCGAUCAGAUCAAGAUUUAGUAAAUGGAUAGUAUUAGAGAAGGAAUUAUUGUCACCACUUGUUUCCCUGCUAAAUAUCAGAUCCAGAAUCUCUGAACUAUCGGAGCUAUUCAAUCCAGAUAUGACAUUUAUGCAAUUCAAGUUACUAUCGCUGCUCGUCAAAAAGCUUGAAGAAGAUAUUGGCAAUCAUAACUGGAGGAGAAAGAAAAGAAGGAAAGAUAACAACGAUACAACAGCCAAGUUAAAUGAUACACAGAGACAAUGGAAUCAAUUAGUGGCGGAUUAUCUUAAAUCGCAUGUGAUGUUAGAGGAGGAAAAACAGUUCAGCAUGUAUGGUGCUAAAGCAAAAGCUGUAGUAAAGAAAGCAAAAGAAGCAUCGGUGCAUAACAAUGAGCUUAGCGAUGACCUACAGAAACUUAAGCAGAGAUUGUUGAAUUUAAAAUCAAAGGAAAGUGUCAAACCCCCAUCCAUUGAGACGUUUAAUUGGGAUAGUCAUGACGAUUGGCAACCAAAGCCAUUUGGAAUAUUAUAA
This is a messenger RNA of Nakaseomyces glabratus, 1467 nucleotides long. It is a transcript of the gene LAS1, whose product is annotated as rRNA-processing protein LAS1. Gene Ontology annotation, cellular component: Las1 complex; preribosome, large subunit precursor. Gene Ontology annotation, biological process: maturation of 5.8S rRNA; maturation of LSU-rRNA. NCBI's taxonomy places the organism in Eukaryota, Fungi, Ascomycota, Saccharomycetes, Saccharomycetales, Saccharomycetaceae. Gene Ontology annotation, molecular function: endonuclease activity. The record is from RefSeq and is a predicted model, not a curated record.